Chelmon rostratus (copperband butterflyfish) is the source of this 1988-nucleotide messenger RNA. RefSeq names its product RAD51 recombinase (gene rad51). The record is from RefSeq and is a predicted model, not a curated record. Gene Ontology annotation, molecular function: ATP-dependent DNA damage sensor activity; double-stranded DNA binding; ATP binding. Gene Ontology annotation, cellular component: condensed nuclear chromosome. Gene Ontology annotation, biological process: reciprocal meiotic recombination; mitotic recombination; chromosome organization involved in meiotic cell cycle. NCBI's taxonomy places the organism in Eukaryota, Metazoa, Chordata, Actinopteri, Chaetodontiformes, Chaetodontidae. The transcript has 10 exons. The coding region runs from base 204 to 1220 and encodes 338 amino acids.
UUGGUCAUCAAACAGUCGCGUUUGAAGGAAACAAGAAGUUGGCAGGGAGAUAAAACCCGCAACUAUACCAGAAAAGUGGCUUUUAUAGCAUCUGAUUAGAAUACAUAGGAAGACAUAAGUAUUAACUUGUAUUGGACUUGUCACUUCACUGUCUUCGGUCUUGCAACAUUGUCAACUGGCUUGCAGGUUUCCACACUGACACCAUGGCUAUGGCGAGCGAGGCCAGGGUGCAGGCCGAGGUAGAGGAGGAAGAAAACUUCGGCCCACAGCCUCUGUGCCGACUGGAGCAAUGUGGAAUCAGUGCCAGUGACAUCAAGAAGCUGGAGGACGCAGGUUUUCACACCAUCGAGGCAGUGGCCUACGCACCCAAGAAGGAGCUGCUCAACAUCAAGGGCAUCAGUGAGGCCAAAGCUGACAAAAUUCUAACUGAAGCUGCCAAGCUUGUGCCCAUGGGUUUCACAACAGCUACUGAGUUCCACCAGAGGAGAGCAGAGAUCAUUCAGAUCUCCACAGGCUCCAAGGAGCUCGACAAACUCCUGCAGGGUGGGAUUGAGACUGGCUCCAUCACAGAGAUGUUUGGAGAGUUUCGGACGGGGAAGACCCAGCUGUGCCACACCCUCGCUGUCACCUGUCAGCUGCCCAUUGAUCAGGGGGGUGGGGAAGGUAAAGCCAUGUACAUCGACACAGAGGGAACCUUCAGACCAGAGAGACUCCUCGCUGUCGCUGAAAGGUAUGGGCUGGUAGGCAGUGAUGUUCUGGACAAUGUGGCCUACGCCCGAGCCUUCAAUACAGACCAUCAGACCCAGCUGCUGUACCAAGCCUCUGCCAUGAUGGCUGAGUCCAGGUAUGCUCUGCUGAUAGUGGACAGUGCCACAGCUCUGUACAGAACAGACUACUCAGGCAGAGGUGAGCUGUCGGCCAGACAGGGACACCUGGGACGCUUCCUCCGCAUGCUGCUCAGGCUGGCAGACGAGUUCGGCGUUGCUGUGGUGAUAACCAACCAGGUGGUAGCACAGGUGGAUGGGGCUGCCAUGUUUUCUGCAGAUCCCAAAAAACCAAUUGGAGGCAACAUUCUGGCUCAUGCCUCCACCACACGUCUAUACCUGAGGAAAGGCAGAGGAGAGACGAGGAUCUGUAAAAUCUACGACUCGCCCUGCCUGCCGGAGGCUGAAGCCAUGUUUGCCAUUAACGCUGAUGGAGUGGGUGAUGCCAAGGACUGAGCUGGCAGAGAGGCAGGAAGCAGGCUGGUGGUGGUAAAUGUCACUGUCACACCUGCAGACUCAUUCUUGACUGAAGUGAUGUGUGUGCAUCUUAACCAUACUGCUGCCUUCACACAAAGCCUCAGACCGAUGAGUGAUCACGACAUGUAGGUCAGAGGUUGUAUGAUUUGGUUUGAUGCUGAUUGAGUCAGUGUCGAUAAGAUGGUCCAGACGACAGAUUUGGCCUUCUGGAGCUCAGUGGUGCAACAGCAGGAUGGAACGUUUAGUUUUCUGCAGCCUCAUUCAUACUGAGAACAUUGCUCUCAAACAAGGAUGACUUAUUAUCACGUAAUAGUGAGAUCCAUUCUGCAUUACAUGAUCACCCAAAAGCUGUUUUUUCUAUGUUGAAUGCAAUAUAACUUCAUUGAAAGAGUGGGCAAAAAAUAUUUAGUAAGAACUACUUUUGUCUGAGACUUUUUUCUAGAGUUUUUGUUGAGUGGUGCCUUUUUUGGAUGUCUGACAGUGAAGAGCUUUGUGAGAAUGCUGUUUUUACAAUGAAAGUGUUCCUACAAAGCGAUAUUUUUAUAUAAUUUCUCAAAUUUCUGGAGUUCAACGUUUUCAUUUCUUGCCAGCUACACCACCACUCCCUUCUCUCCCUUCUUUACCAGAACCUUCUGUAUAUAAGCUUCACAGCUAAAUUAAAUUUGUUUAACUAUUAAACUGAUGUGUCUCAUUUGUUAGGAUUAUCAUCAUGGAGGUAUUUUAUACUCUAUCAGCUGUUACCAUAUU